GAGGCCAAUGGUCAUUCACAAUCCCACGCUCUGCUACUGCCUUCAACCCAACGAGCCUGCAGCCAUGGCAUUCAACGGAUCCUGGAAGGUCGAUCGCAGCGAGAAUUAUGACAAGUUCAUGGAGCAAAUGGGUAUUAACAUCAUGAAGCGCAAGCUGGCAGAGCACGACAACCUGAAGGUCAUCAUCGAGCAGACAGGGGACAAGUUUCACAUCAAAGAGUCCAGCACCUUCCGCACCAAAGAAAUUGACUUCACCCUGGGCGUCUUGUUCGACUACAGCUUGGCCGAUGGCACUGAAGUCUCAGGUGCGUGGGAGAUGGAGGGUGACAUGCUGAAAGGCAAAUUUACCAGGAAAGACAACAACAAGGUCCUGACCACCACCAGAACUCUGGUGGGAGGAGAACUCGUGCAGAGUUACAACUACGAGGGAGUGGAUGCUAAGAGAAUUUUCAAGAAGCAGUGACCUUGAGUCCGCAGUUCAUAUUUUAUUUUUAUAUAGAUGACACAAUAAAGAUUUAUGUGUUUGUUUUCUAACUGAAAGACACGGCCAAGUUUCCUGAUAUUCUACUUCAUAUUUGACAGCAGGGACAAGCAACUUCCAUGAGCUUAAGAGACAAUAUGGCAAACAAAAAAAAAGCCAACUAACCCCUUUAAAUACUUAACAACUAAUUACAUGCAGCAGGGAAAACAGGUGAAAAUGUCAUCACCAUCUUUAAAAAGGGCAUCUUAUAAAUGGCCAAUGACUGAUUAAAGGGUUGGUUCACCUAAAUUACACAAAAUAUAUUUUCUCACUGACCUCUAGUGGUGUCUAGCAAUGCAGAUAGGUUUGGUUUAGUUGCUCAGAUUUUGAGAUAUUGAGAUCUUGCUGUGAGCAAUGCCAAUGUAUUUCAGCAGAGGCAGAAAUCUCAAAAUCUGGAAAAAAUCAAUAUCUAAAUGGAUAGACAGCACUAGAGAUAAGCUAGACACUGUGUUUUCUUGUGAACUUUGGGUGAACUUACCCUUUAAAUGUCUCCAACAGUGGAGAUGAACAGACUUCUUACACUUGAGUUGACCAUCCUGUUCACACUAGUCUUCAUCAUUGUAAGGGAAGCAGCUUACAGCAUCACAUAGUGGAGGAUCAAACCAUUACAUUCAGUUCAUUAGGUGUCGUGAUGUGUCUUUAUGCAGCUGGGAAAUCAUUCAUUUUGCACUAAAAGGUUCUGAUUUAGUUUGUGAUAAUAAAUAAAAUGUCAUGUGUCA
Molecule: messenger RNA, 1239 nt
Organism: Thunnus maccoyii (southern bluefin tuna)
Lineage: Eukaryota; Metazoa; Chordata; Actinopteri; Scombriformes; Scombridae
Product: fatty acid-binding protein, intestinal-like
Exons: 4
Coding region: 8-463 (151 amino acids)
Biological process (GO): fatty acid transport
Cellular component (GO): cytosol; nucleus
Molecular function (GO): fatty acid binding
Source: RefSeq, a predicted model, not a curated record